Molecule: messenger RNA, 1326 nt
Organism: Kwoniella botswanensis
Lineage: Eukaryota; Fungi; Basidiomycota; Tremellomycetes; Tremellales; Cryptococcaceae
Exons: 2
Coding region: 1-1326 (441 amino acids)
Source: RefSeq, a predicted model, not a curated record
AUGCCCUUAGGAGCCUUUGCUUCAUCUCUAUCAGGUGGUUUCGGUGGGGGACCAGGUAUCAUGCCGAUGCCAUCAUCCUACAUGCAUCCUUCUUCCUGGUAUAGCGGGAACAGUAUGUAUGGUCAACCCCAGCCACAAGGUUCUUUCCAAUAUCAGAACCAGCAACAACAACCACCACGGAAUCAAUCGUAUUCUCAGCCUGGGCAGUCUCAGUACCCCUCUGAUUGGUCCGCGCCUCCUCCUUGGUCAGGAUACGGAUAUGCGAACAAAUACCAAGAUCAAUCCAACUCAUAUUGGUACAAUGGGGAUGGAGCAUACCCAUCAGAGGAAUCAUUUCGAUCAGAAUCACCCACAAGGGGAGCUAGCACCCCGGUCUCCGAAGAGCCUACCCUUCUGAACAACCCAGUAUGGGACUCCUCUUCGCCCUGGACAGGAAGUUCCACGGUCCAAGGCUCUUUCAUGGAGUACUGCCAAGAAGCCUACAGAGUAAAAUCAGCUUCGAAAGCGGAAUCCAGCAGGAUCAGAGAGAAGAUCGGACAAGCUCUACUGGUGAAUAACCAUCAGAUGGUUAAAGAAUACAAAGCUCUUGCAGGGAGUUUUCGUGACAUCACUGCAUCUUUACCAGAACAUGUGAAAGGUGAUUUAGGGUUAACUCGAUUUGGUGAGUUGCUCGGAGACUUGGGAAAGAGCAUACAGAGCGCAACCGGACUUGCAACUGGGCUAAGCGAGAAGACACACAAAGAGGUAGAUGAUCUGGAGAGCAUGAUGGAGCUGAAUGAGAUGAUGGCUCAGUUCAAUGGUGCGGAGACGAAAGGAUCAGAUGUCAGAACCGCGAAAGGGUUAUUUGGGAAAUAUGGAUCUCGGGUUAAAGCUGAUCAGAAUGAUGAAGCUAUCCAGUCGCCCUUUGAAGUAUAUCUUCAUUCCCGAUAUCAGAACGCUCCUGACGACGAGUCCAUCCCAUUUUACACCACCGAUCCACAGACCCAAAUUCCUACACCAGAUGCGACUGCUACCGGGACGGGCACUGGAACUGGCACUGGAAGACGCACCAAUAUCUUUGCGGGUGCAAACGCAGGUAAUCCAUUCGCUCAAUGGUCCAAUUCAUUCGGAUUCGGUAACGGAUUCAACAAUUACAACACAGGUAAUCCCUUCGGAUACGGUAGCCGAUACCACAAUUCCGCCGCUCAGAAUCCCACUCUUUCGGAACUGUUGUCAAGCCUAUAUAAUCGAUCGCAAAAUCAGAAUUUGGGUAGUCCAUACGGUGGUCCGGGAGUAUCGUUCGGGCCAGGCAGUUUUGCUAAUCUCAAUCGAUUUGGCGCCUUGUAA